GUAUCACUUGAAGGGGGCCUGCCAGUUCGGCUCUGACUGCUCGUUCGCGCAUUCCUGCGCCGAGCUCCAGGCCACACCAGAUUUGCGGAAGACACGGCUUUGCACUGCCUUCUUUGAGGGUGGUGGGUGCAAUGAUGCAAGCUGCACCUUCGCACACAGUGAAGAAGACCUGCGAUCGACCGACAUGUUCUUCAAGAAGACCUUGUGCAUCUGGAACGAGAAGGGCAAAUGCCGCAAUGGAGAGCAGUGCCGCUUUGCUCACGGGGUUCACGAGCUUCGCCUCAAUACGAAGGGCGCCGAGAAGGCUGUGCUGGAGGAGGACGAUGGCAAGGAUAAUUUGAACACCAACGAGGAUAUGGGUCGCCAAGUUAGCGACACAAGCCAGGUCACCACGGCGAGUGGAGUUACGACUGUCAGCCAGGUCACCCAAGCCAGCCA
This is a messenger RNA of Symbiodinium necroappetens, 438 nucleotides long. The record is from the annotation of a GenBank genome assembly. Lineage: Eukaryota; Dinophyceae; Suessiales; Symbiodiniaceae.